Messenger RNA from Colossoma macropomum (tambaqui), 4087 nucleotides. RefSeq names its product ajuba LIM protein (gene ajuba). The record is from RefSeq and is a predicted model, not a curated record. Gene Ontology annotation, molecular function: transcription corepressor activity. Gene Ontology annotation, biological process: response to hypoxia; cytoskeleton organization; positive regulation of miRNA-mediated gene silencing. Gene Ontology annotation, cellular component: transcription regulator complex; nucleus; P-body. Bases 1391 to 3478 code for a protein of 695 amino acids. Lineage: Eukaryota; Metazoa; Chordata; Actinopteri; Characiformes; Serrasalmidae. The transcript is spliced from 8 exons.
GGCAACAUCUCCACUGUGAGAAGUUUGGAUGUGUGACGAAAUUGUGGGAUGCGAUUCAUCCGCGCUGCCCAGAAGAAAGACGUUCCGGUCAGGAAAAAAAGAGAGAGAGAGAAAGAAGAAGAAGGGGGAGGCAGAAAACUGCAGGAAAGAAAGAAACUCAAAGUUAAUCGAUGCCGUUUAAUUUUCGGACUUCAAAAGACGCCUUUUUAAACGCGGUUCUUCCUCCGAGAGAGCCCGGGCGAGUAUGAGACCUUUCUGCACUUUGUUUCGUUUAGUAACUUCUUUUCUCCUUCUUUGAAGGUUUCCACUAUUUUUACACUCUUUUUUGGGGAGGGGGGGCAUGAUGUUCUUCGUUUUCUUUGAACGGGACUGGAAAUAGUGAGGACGCUUUGAGGGAACGUGAGAUCUUCACUCGCCCUCUCAAGGAUUUUUCUCUUUUCUGUUUUUGGUUUGUUUUAUUGCUUUACAGCGUGGAUUUUACUAUCUCUCACGGGAGAAGACGAAGCUCUUUUGUGGAAAGCAGAGAAAAGGAUAUUUUUUCUCUCUUCUCUCUCCCUUCCUCUUUUCUGGAGCCCGCUAGCUGAGCUGAGCUGAGCUGAAGAAAACCUGCCUGCCCCUCCAACCAACGACGUGAGAAGCUUAACUUCUUUGGACUCUACUUAAAAAGGCGUAGGUUGAUUUUGAAGAUAUUGUAUGUACCAGCAACAGUUCUCGGCGAAAACCCACUGAAACAAAGGACUAAGUGGACUGUUUUCAGCUGCCUCCGGUGUAAAGGCUGAAGGACCAACAGCGGUCUUCUCUAAUGUGACCGCUACGUUCACCGCGUUUGAACGGGCCGUUCAGUUUAAGCCGCUUCUGCUUUAUUGUUUUUCUUGCUUUUCUUUUAAGGACUGAUGAGAUUUACAGCCUCGGGACGCGGUCUUCUGUAGCUAACUGACCCUUUUUAUUUGUCAGAGUGUACAAGUAGCCGCUGGAGGCUUCCUUGGUCUCCUAACAGAUGGAUGUACAUGUUUCUCCUCACACAUGCGUGCUCCUGAGAUUCCCUGCGUGGAAACGUUCAGGCUCCAUCCAGCGCCUGUUCAAGCAUGACUAGUGCGAAAUGUAGCCUGCAGAAAAUGUCAUAACGUGUUUUUUUUUAUUUAUCUCUGUUUUUAUGUGAUAUUUAUUUUUAGCUGAAGACGUCAGACAGGUCUGUUAUUUUUUUAGACUUGUUUUUUUUAUUUGUCUAAUCACGUUUCUUACUGUCUUUGUCAUUUCACCUGCUGUAGACCUACUUGAAUUUGUAUUUGACACUGUAUUUAUGAUACUGUAUUUAAGCUGUAGUCUUUCAGGUGUCAUUUCAUUACUUUAGUAUUUGUAGGGGUGUCUGAUAGGGGGUAGAUAUUCAGUGAUGGAGCGCAUCGGCACCAAGCUGAAGCAGAAGUUUAAGCUUCCCGACUCUGGCAGUGUCAAGUUUAGUAAGAAGAAAAAUGAACUGGCCAACACGAAUAACAACAGUAACAGCAGCAGUGCCGGUAUUGCAGCACCGGUAGUGGCACACUUGAAUCCGACGAAUAGCCCAGCGCCUCCGAGUCUGGCUCAGUUCAGCUCUGCGGAGGCAUGUGGAUCGACCCUGAGUGGAAGACCCAGCAAGGUGGUCAACUCUCAGAGAGUGUCACCUUGUGUCGUCGCUGCUGCCACCUCAACUUCAGUGCCUGAGGAAUUGGGCCCUGUACGGCGCCGGUCACCCCAACAACGGGCCUCAUGUUACCUACCUGAGUCUGUGGAAGGCCGCGGUACCUGUGACCAGGUUAGGCGUGGAGAGUUGUCCCAGGGCGAGCAUGGUGACUCGCAAGGUGCGUACAGCCCAAAUUCUCGGGCGGCCCUGAACCAGCGCCGGUAUUCACUGGAGCUUCAGCAGCUUGUUCGGAGACAGCAGCUCCUCUCCCAGCCUCCGCUAUCCUCCAUACCUCCACCGUACCCCACCCAUGGCCAAGCGGCCCGCUCUGGUUCUGCAGAACCAAGCUUUCUCCCUGAGCCAGAGCGCCAUAAGCGUCUCUCUCUGCAGGAGGCACUGUUCUACAAGCGCUGGAGCUCUGGAGGAGAGCCCUGGGACAGUGGCAGGCCAGCUUCACUCUCCCACCCUCCGCAGAGGGCCCAUGACAGCCCAGGUGGUGGUUACCUCUUCCCACCGGGCCCUGCGCUGAGCCCCUGCUCAUCCUUCAGCCUGCAGGAGUCUGUGUUAGCCAGUCCGCGCUCAAGCUUUGCUAGCAGCACGGCCAGUGGAGGCGGAGGAGGUGGCAGCGGGAGUCCGAUGGGUAGCCCGUGUAGUAGUAACCGCACCAGUGGGAUCAGCUUAGGCUACGACACCCGCCAUACUACACCUGGCCCUGCUGCACAGCAGUUGCAGUUUUCCUCCACACAACUAGGUGGCACCACCUCCGGACAGGUGUAUCCAGCCUCUGGGCUAGGGAAAGCAGGAGCUCCCCCAAUGGAGGUGUGGAGGGACUACCUUGAGAGAGGCUUUCAAGAUGGACGUCACUCAUACCCACCAGCGGUCAGCGUCCCAACAGCGACCGGCCGCAGAGCAGAGCCAGAGUGGUGGAGCAGCACAGAGCAAAGAGGAGAAAGAGUGGGCGAGCGGAUGCGACACUCAGACCUGCCGGGCACUCAGUACCAGCAGGAGCUGACCAGGCUGUUGCUGAGGGACAUGGCACUGGAGGGAGAGGAACUGCUUGGAGGACUGACCCUAAAAGAGCAGCCCUUGUCCACUUCUACGCCUCCUUCAGCCCCUGCCGCACCAGCAGGGAAGUCCCAGCAAGAGGAGCACCCAACAGUGAGGGAGCCACCACAGUCAGCCCUGGAUCGACAGGAGUUCUUUGGAACAUGUGUGAAGUGCGGUAAAGGUGUAUAUGGUGCGGAUAACGCCUGCCAGGCUCUGGACAGUCUGUAUCACACGCGAUGUUUCACCUGUGUGUCCUGCGGUCGCACACUUAGAAACAAAGACUUCUACAAUGUCAGUGGAUCAGUGUACUGCAAGGAGGACUACAUGUUUUCUGGCUUCCAGGCAGCUGCUGAGAAGUGCAGUGUUUGUGGUCAUCUGAUCCUGGAGCAGAUUCUGCAGGCCUUGGGGAACUCAUAUCAUCCUGGCUGUUUCCGCUGUACUGUCUGCUCAAAGACUCUGGAUGGUGUGCCUUUCACAGUGGACUACCUCAAUAAUGUCUACUGCGUCUCGGACUACAACAGGACAUUUGCUCCUAAAUGUGCUGCCUGUUUACAACCCAUUUUACCUGCUGAGGGCAGUGAGGAGAUUCUCAGGGUGGUGUCCAUGAACAAAGACUAUCACUUUGAGUGCUAUCACUGUGAGGAGUGCGGGAAGCAGCUGUCUGAUAAGCCUGGCUCUCAGUGCUUCCCUCUGGACUCCCACCUCCUUUGCCACUCCUGCCAUAUGAGCAGAGUGUGUGCCACCCACAGCCUCCCCCCACAGAACACACACUGAGCAGGGAGGGAGCGUUUCUGCUGGACCAACAUACACAGCUUUUUACUGACAUGCAUAUUUGCCACCAAGGUUAUUCGUUGCUGUCUUGUAAAGCCUUUUCAUUGUCUUUAUCUUAUGUUUUGAUCUUUCUUUCUUUCCCACACCCUCACAGUCCUAAAUCCUAAAAAAGGCUACGGAUUCUGACACUGAAAACAGAUUUUAAAGAUUAUUUUUUCUCAAACUUGAGGUCAUACAUUUCAAGUGCAUAGCCUGCAGCUACAGGGAUCUGCCUCCCCCUGGUGGUCAGAAAGUGCACCGACACAAGCCUGCUGACAAAACUUUGUGUAACUGUUCUCUGAAUGGAUGAUCACUGUCAACAUUACUAAGUUAUUAGGGAGUAUGAAACAUCACGCUGAGCUACUGUUUAUAUUUUCAUGUCUGCUGUAGAAAGAAAAUACAAGGGAUUUUUGCUUAACUUUAAAAAAAAAUAUUUAAUAUCACUAGCAAAGAUUUUGCACUUAAAUGAACAUGUUUACCUUUUAAGAGAUUUUUUUAAAGAAAGUGUUCCUGCAAAAGAGUAAAAAACAUUCCUGUAUCUUGUCUUUAUUAAUAAACUUCUUUCUGUCUGUA